CGUUAGAGGAGCUUUGGCUUAUACUAAAGAUCAACCUGUGCAAGUCGCUGACCUAGGCCAACUCUACCGCAUUGCCAGAUUUACUAAUCACCUUUUCAAGUGGAAGCGACUCGCCAAUUCACUUGCAACUUUCACAUAUUUUCCUCUUCCACGGUUUCACCCUUUCGUUGACCGCAUUUAAGAUAAGAAUUGCUUGUUCGCGAAUCGGAACGCCCUGGCAAAUCAGAAAGGGACAUGUUCUUGUCCACAUAAAUGGCCAACAUGUCCCCCCUCAGAGGCUAUAUUACUUCUUAUUCCCCACGAGUCCGUCAAUAUGGAAACGCGCUUCUCACACCGGUCAUUCCUCCAAGCCAAACCGGUCCGACACCGCGAAUGACAAAGCGAGGAACAGCGGCAAUAAACUACGCUGAAGAUGGGUUUGACGACGAUGAUUUCGAGGACAGUGAAGGUCCCCGACGACCCACUGGCUUGAGGAGCCUUCGACGGGAAGAGUCGACUGUUGACAAGGUUCCUUUGACGGAAAAGUUGGGGAAAGAAGUUCACGCUCCUGUUGAGGUUCAAGGGGUAUUUCGGGAUUGGAUGAUCAAGAGGAUGCUGAGGCCUGUCUGCGCCGACCAACUGCAGAUUCAGGCGCAGCUCCCCCUCACCCUAAUACCCAUUCGCAUUGAUUUAGAAGUUCCAGCGCAUCAACCUCUAGAACCCUUCCAAUUGCCCCGAACCGUUCUGGAUCCCGGUAUCAACCCUACUCUCCCCGGCUAUAGAAGACCCGAACCGUUACCUGCCUUCAGGAUCAAGGAUACAUUUCUUUGGAACCUUCACGAAGCGCUGGCGACUCCUGAAGAAUUCGCUACGGGCUUUGUUCGUGACUUAGAUCUACCCAAUCCACAGGCCAUGACAAUGGCAAUCAGCAAUCAAAUUCGUCAACAAUUAGAGGAAUAUGCUGGUGUUGCGCUACAUCCGCUAUUUCAAAGUACAGUGCCAAAGCUGCCUUCUGCCGGUCAAGCUGGCGUAUCGCGCGAUGUAUCUGCAACUCCUGCUCCUACCCAUGCCGCCACGCCUGAUAGCAGAUCCAACGCAGUGACGGUAACCAAGGAGCCAUUUGUUAACGACAGUUUCCUGAAUCCAGAUGAUGCAUACAGAUGCAUGAUCAAUCUCAACAUCAACCUGCAAAAUAAAUUAUACACUGACAAGUUCGAGUGGUCUCUGCUGCAUCCUCCGGGCAUGGCAGAGGAAUUCGCGAAAAUUACUUGUGCGGAUCUUGGUCUUAGCGGAGAAUGGGUCGGAGCUAUUGCACAUGGUAUUUAUGAAGCUGUUCUAAAGUUGAAGAAAGAAGUCUGUGAAAGCGGUGGCUUAGUCAGUGGCAUUGGCGGCUAUGGAAAUGAGAUAGACAACCAAGCGGCCAAUGGCACUGAGGCCGGUUGGCGUUAUGACCCAGAGGGACUCGGCGAUGAAUGGGAACCCAAGGUGGAGACGUUGUCAAAGGAAGAAAUUGAGAAGCGGGAAGGCGAUCGUGAACGGCAGAUCCGUCGUCUACGGCGAGAAACCGCUAGGUUCUCUUCUACUGCAGGCAUCACUCCAGACGUUUCACGACAAGGUAGCGGAGGCUACUUUGACGUCGACAGUGAGACCCCUCUAGGUAGGGGAGAAAGGAGUAAACGAAAAAGGCGUUUCCGCAGCCUAAGCCCAUUGGGGAGAGGAGGUACGCCUGGUGGACGAGGAACUCCAGACACCUCUUCCGGCGCCGGGUAUGGCGGUGGUGGCGGUACAUUAUCCGAUUGGGAACGGCAAAAUUGGCGGUGCAGUAAUUGCAUGGUAUGGGGUACCGCCGUUUGGGCUGUUCGGGAUGGCCCUGCCGGUCCAAGGACACUCUGCCACAAUUGUGGUCUUCUAUACGAACGUGAUAAAGUUGCACCGGAAUGGUCUAGAGAUCUACACCGUCACGAUAUACCGGUUGGCCGAGCAUAGUCCCAACAGAUGGACAUACUUGGCUCGGCUUUCGCCGCCGGUCUAUUCAUAUGGUUUGGGUAAGACAGCAGUUACUGGUCUUCAAUUAAGAAAGCCGGGAACGAAUAGGUUGAGCGUAGCUGACAUUAGUCGGUCAAUAGGAUCAGUUACGAGCUCAACACCACAAUCACAUUUAGUGAAACUAAAGACUGCAUCCUACAUCACUUCAGGAUUGGAACAUAGUCCCUGUAGUUUUCAAAACCUUGGCCAUGAUAUCUUUAAUGAACCCUUCACAGUUAGGAUUCGGCGUCUUUGAUGUGAUUCAUGUCUCCUUUCUCUUUUCAUCACUAUUAUUACUAACUUUUACCUAUUACCCUCUGCAUUCUUUUUGCAGUUUUCCUGUGCAACUUGCUCUAGGAGAAAGACUUUAUUUUAUUUCCUUCAAUGUUUUCUUCAAUCUUGCUCUUAUCGUUUUUCCAAAAUUUUGUUCUGGACUGUUGUAUUACCGAUAUGUAUACUCCGUACUGGUUACUCUAAAGUAGUGGGCGGUUCAUGUUUUUAUUAUGGAUUUUGAUCUUUAUUCUUUUCUCUUUUUAUUUAUUUAUUUAUCUUUGUUUUAUUUUCUUCUGACACUUAGCAGUGUAGUAUAAAGCAUGGGAAGGAAAAUCUAGGACUG
Messenger RNA from Aspergillus caelatus, 2620 nucleotides. Its product is annotated as putative RSC complex subunit Sfh1. The transcript has 4 exons. Gene Ontology annotation, molecular function: zinc ion binding; transcription coregulator activity. The record is from RefSeq and is a predicted model, not a curated record. Lineage: Eukaryota; Fungi; Ascomycota; Eurotiomycetes; Eurotiales; Aspergillaceae. Gene Ontology annotation, cellular component: nucleus; nuclear chromosome; RSC-type complex. Gene Ontology annotation, biological process: chromatin remodeling; regulation of transcription by RNA polymerase II. The coding region runs from base 253 to 1965 and encodes 570 amino acids.